CGCUAAAACCCACAAACACAGCCGGUUAAAAUAACGCUCAUAACCUCUCAUAAUGUGUUAAAUCCGCCAAAAACAACCAUGGAAAACAUUUCAAAUCGUUCUGUUCGGUUUUUAGAAGAUUCGCUAAGUGUUCCAGGAACGAGUGUGCUACGUCCCAGUGUGUUUAAAUUAAAGAAAGACGCUGCAAAAAGCCUAAGUUUAUCCUUAACUUUAUCACCUGAUGAAAUAUUAUUUUUACAACAAAAUUCUCAAACUGAACCAAACUGUACGUUUGUGAAUGACACACUUAUUUACCAUAGUUCUAGCAAGAUUUUUAACACUGUUUCGUUGAAUGAAUCAUUGAAGGGAACAGUUAUUCGUACUAAAGAACCAUGGAAAAAUGCUUUCGAUUUAUUACACAUUGAGUUUUCGGAGAUUUUACAAAGCUAUUCUGGAAGCCAAGAUGUUCUUGAGACAAUUUCUGAUCUCGGGAGAUGCUGUGCUGACGCUUUAAAAGUUGUUGAAGGAUUAAAAGCACAAGUUUCAGUCAGACACAUUGAUCCGGAAGAGUUAUGGUUGAGAAAUGAAGGAAAUACAUGGAGAUUAAUUCAUAUUUUAUACCAAGAUCGACUGGCUACUGCAUACUUGAGAGAAGAAGAGCAAGAUAUCGAUCAAUAUUUUGGAUUGAGCGAGAAACGUUGUGUGGAGAAUUUGUUUAAAAGAGAUAAUUUAGUUAGAGAGAGCCAAUUGGUUAUCGAUUGGUUAGAGAAUAACGCUAAAUUAGCUACUCCUGUUGAUUUUUAUUACACCGAUAUUACAGUCGGUUGGGAAAACACUCUGCAUCAAUUACAAUCAAAAGAUACUAUUGCAUUUGUUAGUAAAAGAGAAAUUGUUAAAUCAUUGCAUCCAGAUGCCCCUACAUAUGAAAAUAAACCUUUACAUGAAUUAGAUGAACAAGACGAAAAGGCACUUUGUAAAAGAAUCUUUCAUUUAAUUCGAUGUGGUAAUUUAGAUGGUGCACAAAAGCAUUGUAUUGAUUGUGGUCACGCAUGGAAAGCUGCGCUUUUUGAAGGUUGGCGUCUCUUCCACGAUCCAUCUCGCGAAGUUGAUGAAUCUGGAAAUUAUAAUGAAACAAUUUGUUCAACUGAGCAAGAAGUUGAAGGAAAUUAUAAUCGCGAUUUAUGGAAACGAAUGUCAUUUAAAUAUAGUGACUCCAAUAAAUUAAAUCGUUACAUAAGAUCCUCUAUAGCCACUUAUUGUGGUUAUUUAAAACAAAUUCUUCCGGUGUGUGAAAACUGGGAAGAUUACCUCUGGGCCUACCUCAAAGUGAUGAUAGAUAUUCGGGUUGAAUCCGAAGUAAGAGAUUGUGUUAAUAAAACUUAUACAAGUCUGCCAGAUUUUUAUUGGGAUCAAAGGAUGUCUUUGAACGAAGUCUUUUCGCAUUUAGAAACGUCGGAUUGUAAAUAUGUUAAAGAACAAGCUAAAAAACCGGAUUAUAUCAUAAUAAAAUAUUUGAUUUUGGAUGAUAUUCCCCAGAUGUUUGUAGCUUUGGAGGAAUAUCUUAAUGAGGAUGCUUCUAUUCAUCUCUUAAGAUUUUUAACACAUUUAGUAUUGUUUUUGGAUCAAAUUGGGCAAGCGCCUCAAAGAAAUGUUGCCGAAAACGUUUUAGAAAUGUAUAUUAAACGAUUAAGUACAAUGGAUGACAUUGGUUUGGUAGCAUUUUAUGUUAGCAAAUUAGGGACGCAAAAACAAGUUGAUUUAUACAGUCGGUUCCUCGAAGGUAUUACUGCAGAUGAACAGAGGAGAACUGCUUUAAAAUAUGCUGAAGAUUGCGGCUUAAACGUAGCAUUAAUAACAAAGACUGUCGUGGAAAAUAUCAUAGAAAGACCAUUUGAUUUUACUGAUAUGAGUUUGCAAGAAAGAUUAACGCCAGGAGAUGAAUACAAAAUAUCAUCAAUCGAUUGGUUACUUUUUUAUGAAAGUGAUCGCUUAGAAGCAAUCAUCCAAAGUAACGCAUUAAUUCAUAAGUUCUUAGCUUUAAAAAAAUUAGAUGCAGCUCAAUUGGUUUUUAAUAAAAUCCCACCAGACUCAGCUGAAAUGAUUAUGUCAACUUUAUCAGAUACCCAAAUUUCUUUAAAAGAGCAUUUGUGUUAUAGGGCGUAUUUAGACGCGCAAGAAGCUUUUAGUUUAUGGUUUAAACAUUAUAAAAUGAAACCAAUUGAACCCGAGUCUAUCCCUGUAAACGCACAUUUAACUGAAAAAGUCGCACACCAACAUAAAACAUCUCAGUAUAAAGCGGAAAUCGAGCGUUGGAAAAUGACGAUGUCUCAUCUUGCUAAAUCAGCAAAAACGUUACUUUAUAACGUUUUGCUUUUCCCGGAUGGUGGUUGGUUAGGUGGCGUAAAUAAUGCUGAACGUUUAAGAUCCACUUGUAUUCCAGAAUGUACUUUGUUAUUGUACAAUGUGCUUUUUGAAUCAGGGUUACUUAGUGAAUGUAUAAGGUUGGCUGAUAUUUUAGCAUCUGAGAAGUAUCAAUUAUAUAAGGUUUAUAGUAAGGAAAGUUUGAGGGAAAUUCUUCGUAAACUUUCUGAAGCGUCUGUUGCUUUGUUAAAUUCGAAGAUGGAUCCUUGGGGAAAUGAUGGUUUCAAUUAAAAAGUGUGCAUAAUAAUAAUGUAUUAAGGAGUGUAAUUUUUGUAAU
Molecule: messenger RNA, 2677 nt
Organism: Onthophagus taurus
Lineage: Eukaryota; Metazoa; Arthropoda; Insecta; Coleoptera; Scarabaeidae
Source: RefSeq, a predicted model, not a curated record